This is a messenger RNA of Bradysia coprophila, 1518 nucleotides long. RefSeq names its product RAS oncogene family member Rab2 (gene Rab2). The record is from RefSeq and is a predicted model, not a curated record. Lineage: Eukaryota; Metazoa; Arthropoda; Insecta; Diptera; Sciaridae. Gene Ontology annotation, molecular function: GTPase activity; GTP binding.
UGGAAUGGGACUAACUUCACGUCAUACUUCUCUUUGUGUCAUUCCGAAUGUACUGCGAUGAUGCAUACACUCACACACGUAUAAAGUGACUGAGUAAAUUGUGAUUUCCAACAAAAACAUACGAAGUGAUUAAAUUUGUGUGAAAGUUGUGCUUUUUUACGGGAACAAAAAAGUAUCGUAAAAGUGACAAAAAAUCAAUUCAAUCAACCGAAUUUACCAAAAUACUAUCAACAUACCAGGCGUAGGAUAAUUUACCGUAAAGGAUUAGUGAAAUAUCGACGUUGAAUCAACGAAAAUAACCAAAAAUAUGUCGUACGCGUAUUUGUUUAAGUACAUCAUCAUCGGUGAUACGGGUGUUGGUAAAUCGUGUCUACUGCUUCAGUUCACCGACAAGCGUUUUCAGCCCGUGCAUGAUCUGACCAUUGGCGUUGAGUUCGGCGCUCGUAUGAUCACAAUUGAUGGAAAACAGAUUAAACUGCAAAUUUGGGAUACGGCUGGACAGGAAGCAUUCAGAUCAAUCACCCGUUCCUAUUACCGCGGCGCCGCCGGUGCAUUGUUGGUCUACGAUAUCACAAGACGGGACACGUUCAACCAUCUAACAACUUGGUUGGAAGAUGCCAGACAACAUUCGAAUUCAAAUAUGGUCAUAAUGCUAAUCGGUAAUAAGAGUGAUUUAGAUUCGCGUCGUGAAGUGAAGAAGGAGGAAGGUGAAGCGUUCGCCCGUGAACAUGGUUUAGUUUUUAUGGAAACGUCGGCUCGUACAGCUGCAAAUGUUGAAGAGGCAUUCAUCAAUACGGCCAAGGAAAUUUACGAAAAAAUCCAGGAAGGUGUCUUCGAUAUAAAUAAUGAGGCAAAUGGCAUUAAAAUCGGACAACAACAUUCCCCAACAAAUCCAUCGUUACCCGGCCAGUCGCAGGGUGGUCAAACUGGUGGAGGUUGCUGCUAAUUAGCUAGUUUAAACCACGGAACUAAAAUUUAAAUUUAAAAAAUUAAUUUAAAAACAAAAAAUAAUGAAAAAUGAAAUCAAAUGCAGACAAACAGAAAAAAUAUUUACAAUUUUUACGGUUUACCAAUAUUCGAUGCGCGGUGACGGAACAGACCGACGUGUUUGUAGCUUAAAGGAUUUUUUGUUUGUUUUUUUUUUUCAUUAUUUUCAUUCAACAUUUUAUAAAAAAAAUUGUUUCUACAGCUCGAAACCGGUCCGGUCAACCUGAACCUGACCUGAAAUUAUAUGCGGAACCUGAGUUGAACUAUUUCAGGUUUCGUAUGAUCAAACGAUUCGUCCGGAUUUACGAGCGCGAUAUCAGAUCGAUGUUGAACUGGAUCCUAAUAGUUAUUCAGUUCAACUGAUUCAGGUUCAGGUUGGAGCUUUUAUCCCUUUUUCCUUUUGUUUCAUAAUUUUCCGAUUAGAGUAACUUCGAUCGUGCAAUUGCUUGCGGAAUUUUUCAUAAUUUCUUAUUGAAGCUUUACCUAAAGUAUAAAGACUCUGACAGCACUGCAAACAUUUAGCGCAUCACA